Messenger RNA from Colletotrichum godetiae, 1704 nucleotides. RefSeq lists its product as uncharacterized. Lineage: Eukaryota; Fungi; Ascomycota; Sordariomycetes; Glomerellales; Glomerellaceae. Bases 1 to 1704 code for a protein of 567 amino acids. The transcript is spliced from 7 exons. The record is from RefSeq and is a predicted model, not a curated record. Gene Ontology annotation, molecular function: CoA-ligase activity. Gene Ontology annotation, biological process: secondary metabolic process.
AUGAUUUUCUCUUCUAGAUACCAGAUAGACAUACCGGAAGUCGAUGUUCUGUCAUAUGUUUUUGGUACAGUCCAUUUGGCUGUGACAUGUGUUUUGCUUUCGUGUUUACUGAUACAGACUACAGAAACGUCAGCCUCGCAAGGGGAUUUGCCCAUUUUUGCCGAUGCCGAGAAACCUACUCGAAGUCUCCGUAAGCCCGAGCUGGAGGCUUGUGUCAAGAAACUAGCUGGGGGCCUCCGACAGACACUGGGAUUACAGAACGACGAUGUUGUCCUGGCUUACACCGAGAAUUCUGUGAGUAGUCCCACGGUCAUGGAUAUGGAUGGCAACCAACCCCUAAUACCGUGCCUCAUCACUCCAGGUGGGAUCUUCACUGGUGCCAAUCCGGGGUACACAGAGUCUGAACUGACCCACCAACUCACUGUUUCCGGCGCUAAGUGCAUCUUCACGGAUGCCGUGCGACUCACGACCGCACUGCAAGCUGCAAGGAGCGUCGGCAUACCAAAAGAAUCUGUCGUGCUCGUUGACAACGAGGGUCGGCCUAGACAUGACAGUUGGCGUACCAUGCAAACAUUGAUGGCUGAGCCAUACUCGUGGGAGGCAAUCCGCGAUCCUUCAAUUUUGGCGGAAAAUGGGACAACGGGAAAACCCAAGGCAUGCAUGAUCACCCACUGCAAUCUUGUUGCGAAUGCUGAACAGACGCUUCACCUUGAUCGAGUGAGCGAGUCGAGAGCAAACGGCCAAGGGUCUUUAACUCACGAUGUUCACUGUGCGUUCCUGCCUCUCUAUCACGCCAGUGGACUCAUGACUUAUUGCGUGGUCAAUGUACGCAGAUCUUGCACGACAUUCACCAUGCGUAAGUUCAGCCUAGAGCUUCUGUUGAGCACAAUUCAGCGAUUCCGCGUCACACAUCUCCUUCUGGCCCCGCCGGUGGUUGUCAUGCUAUUAAAAAGCAAUCUCCUACUCCACUUCGACGUUUCCAGCGUGAGGUCUAUGUUUUGUGGAGCGGCCCCCCUUCAGCCAGAGCUUUCCAAAAGAUUGGAAGAGGUGUUCAGUGGGGGCAAAGCUCGCAGUCGACAGGGAUGGGGAAUGAGCGAAGCCACGAUGGCAGUCACUCUGUUUGCCCCUGACGAGUUCGAUCCGCUACAUAAAGGGGUAGGGUAUAUCCUCCCCAACAUGCAGAUGAAGAUCGUCGGCGACGAUGGUCGCGAAGUCGGCUGCAACGAAGAGGGGGAAGCACUCAUUCGGGGCCCAAAUGUGUUCAAAGGUUACUACAAGAACCCGAGUGCAUCUGAAGAAGCAUGGACCAAAGAUGGAUGGCUGAAAACUGGAGACAUCGUGUCAAUCCAGGAGAGCGGACUCUUGACUAUCUUGGACCGGAAAAAGGAACUCAUCAAAGUUAAAGGGUUUCAAGUGGCUCCGGCCGAACUUGAGGGGCAUCUCCUUGAGCAUGAAGGAGUCAGGGACUGCGCAGUAAUUCGCGUCACAAGAGAGGGGCAAGAACACCCACAGGCUCACAUUGUCCCCAAAGACAACAACGUCACCGCCGAAUCGAUUAUCAAAUUCAUGGAGAGCCGGCUUUCGGCGCACAAGAGGCUUACUGGUGGAAUUGUGUUCACGGAGGUCAUCCCCAAGUCUGCAUCUGGCAAGAUUUUGCGCCGCUUGCUUCAAGAUCCUGCGACUGAGAAGUUAGCACGGCUCUAG